UCUUUGGGCUCCAUUCUCUCGCUUGUUCAGCCAUGAAUGGUACCAAUUUCCAGCUACUGCCAGAAUCUUUUGUUUUUAACAUCUGCACCGUAAAGCCUUGAAAAUCCAAUUCUCCAGUUUUGCUUCGGGGAUACAGUUCAAACCCAGCUAGAAGCAGGAAUCAGUGGUCAUACACACUGGGGAGAAACUUGCAGAGAGGAGAUGUCGGAAAUUUUAAACCGAAAACACGUGGGCAGUAGGAAACUUCCCCUUUUUCGUUAAAAUUGCAUUUUUGUUUUUUUUUCCGUUGCAAUACAGAAAUGUACAAUCAUAAGAAUGCAGGAAGGACAUUCGGCCCGCAGGUGGGGUUUGUACUGGCUCUCUGCUUCCUCCUGAAACUAUCGUCACUCCCUUGAAAAUAUUUUUUUUGGUAAUUUUGUUUAGAUAAAAGUUAUCGGUGGAGGAACAAAGCCCAGCUUUCAACUGGAUGGAUUUUAAUGCUGCUUUUAAAACUUAAGCACAACCAUGCUUUAAGCAGAAAAUACUACAUGGCAGCAAGUGGGCUAUUCGCAGGGGAGUGGGGUGAGUUUUAUAUUAGUCCUACUGGUUUUCUUCCCAAAGUGAAGUAAUUCUGUCUCUCUGCACACGUAUUGCCCCCUCUGAAUCCUGACUGUUGAAAUGAACUGGUUAUUCUAAUCCCUGGAUAGCUUGGAAGGGGAGGGGGAGUGAGAGACUGGCUGCGAGACUGGGCUACAAAGCACAAAGCCCCGUUUGUAGCUGUGUCUUCGUAAACCAAGCCACAGCGAGAGGUUAUAACAGCGAGUUCAUAACUAGACGACUCAGCUACCGACUCGCAUCCCUUCAGAAAGGCUGUGUGAAGAAUGAAGAGAUUCAUUGUUCUAAUGAUCCUGAGCUUCUUGCUUGCUACCCAAGCCAUGCCUUCUAAUCGUAUGUCGUGCUACAAAAAGAUGCUAAGAGGUCGAAGCUGCCAUAAUAUCCCCCAAGGGACUGAUCACUUGCGACCCAUUGACCAGGGUCUGGUGGAUCACUUCUGGGAUGGAGAUAGCUGCGAGGUCGUCUGCUACUGCAGCUUUCGAGAGUUGCUCUGCUGCCCCAAGGACAUUUUCUUUGGACCAAAGAUUUCCUUUGUGAUUCCUUGCAACUCCCAAAAAAAGGAAAUUUAACAGCAGAGGGGAAAUAGUUUACCACCUGGAGUCAGAUGGAGAAUAAAGUGCUUUCAUGUAUAUAUAAUUUUUUCUUAAACAUUUGUAAAAAUGUAACCAAUGCCAUACAAUAUAAAGGAUGCUACUUUCCAUGACUUUCUACAUCUGUUGAUUAACAAAAUAAUACAAUGUAAAUGAAAAUAUACACAUUUGCAUCAUCUUUCUUUCAGUUAACCUGAAUCCAGUCUUUGUCUACCCUUUUAAAGACCAAAAUAUUUUACAUGCUUGCUUUAUAGAAGUACAAUUUUUCCACUGAAAACACAUGUUUUUAAAAAGACUUUAUCCAAAUGAAUUACACAGAACCAUAGAAAUUUACAGCACAGAAGAUGUUCACAUGGCCAAUCAUGUCCACACAGGCAACAAAUGUACAUAGGCUAUUCCCAGCUCUUAGACCAUAUGGUACAGUUUUGCAAGUACUCAACCAGAUACCGUUCCAAAGAAAAUUAUAUUGGUGGGGUUUUGGCCUCUCCAAACUUUACAGUCAGCAAGUUCCAGAUGGCUCAUCAUUCUAAAAGGUGAAAAAUUUCUUUCUUCUACUUCCCUCAAACUCUUCUGCCAAUUGCUGCAAAUCGAUAUUCCCAAGCUAAUGAUCUCUCUGCUCAUGAGAGUAAAUCUUUCUGCAACCUAGCUAGGCUUCAGAUAUAUUUAUUCACCAGUAUUACUUUUGUUCUAAUGUUGCACACACUACCAUUAGCAUCAAGUAAUUAUUUGAAUGCUAAACCUAAGUGAUCUAUAUAAGUUCUGAAUUUAAAUGUUUUAAAUGCAGCCUUCAGGCAUAAACCUAGGAAACCAUUUAUCC
Molecule: messenger RNA, 2001 nt
Organism: Pristis pectinata (smalltooth sawfish)
Lineage: Eukaryota; Metazoa; Chordata; Chondrichthyes; Rhinopristiformes; Pristidae
Product: scrapie-responsive protein 1-like
Exons: 3
Coding region: 861-1163 (100 amino acids)
Source: RefSeq, a predicted model, not a curated record